GCGUGAUCGGACUGCUGGUCACUGCUGUCAUGAAGGCUCAUGAGGUAUGGAACACGUACUGACGGGUCGUCCGCAGAGGGAGAGUCACUCCGCCACUAACAAGAAGGGAAGGAAAAAGUGAAGGCUCCAGAUAAGGGCCGAGAUUUCCUGAGACGGGCGGUCCCCAGGGGAGCUGAGAGGAAGUGUUUUCGUGGGAUGAUGGGAGUGAACGCCCAGUAUUUUCUAAUUUUCUCUCUGUCGGUUGUCUGGAUCCCGAGCAGCUCUGACGUUUCGAAAAUUAUCCACUGACCUCCAGGACAGCAGAGGGCGACAUUACAGAGAUGAUGGGAGGCCAGAGAGAGAGACUCUUCACACUGCUGCUCAUUGCAGCUGUCUCACACAUUGUGACUUCAGAGGAGAUGCAGAUGAGCAUGUCUCCCAGUGCAGUGGAUGAUCAGUUCUCAGGGUGUCGGGCAGAGAUGCGGGAGAAGGUCAUGGGGAAGGGGGGGCUGCUGGAGCAGGAGCUGCAGAGCAACAGCUCGUUUCAGGAAGAGUGGAGCGCAGCAAGUUGCAGCAAACCCAUCCCAGGUGGCAGGCUGGAGCACGCUCUGGCCAUGGAGGUGUACAGUCGUGCAAGCAGUAGAUUCCGCAAACACUUCAAUACAGCGGUCGAGUCCCAAGGUGGGAGCAGCAGCGUCUACAGCAGCAGCUUCCCCUUCAAGUCCCUCCACUUCCUGCUGACGGAGGCGCUGCAGCUGCUGAAGCCGAAUCAGAGUGUCACCACGUACCGCGGUUCACAGCACCAAUACAAAGCGGAGGUGGGAACCGAGGUGCGAUUUGGGCGGUUCACCUCCACCAGAGAAGAACGAAGCCAUGCUGAAGAAGAUGCAGAUUCUGGGACCCUGUUCGUCAUCACCAGCCAAGCUGCAGUGAGUCUGGAGAAACAACCCUGCACCACCAAGGACAUCGAGUUCCUGAUCCCCCCUUUCGAGGUGUUUAAAGUGGAGAGUGUGGAGAUCAAAGAGGAUUACACAGAGAUCACUCUGAACCACACACGCUUUCACAGCUACCACGACUGUUACCUCUUCCCCAGGGGUGGUGGUUCCGACUCCUCCAGUGACUCUGUGAGCUCCAGUAUGCUGCUGUUGUUGGUUGCUGUUCUGUGUCUCGGUCCCUAUUUUCUCUAUUAGUGCACUGUAUACACACACACACACACACACACACACACACACACACACACACACACUGUGGCCGUCUAGGCUGGUUUCCUGGCCUCAUGGUUGGAACGCAAAUGCACUACCAAUCUGAUUCACAGUGCAAAGUAAUUUUCUGUAUUAAUUAAGAAUGCUCAGAGAUUGUAACUCUCUGUAAAGCAGUUUGAUCAUUUCACAGGAUUUUUUUUUUUUUUGUAGUGAAAUUGUUUGCAUGUCACUGCAGUGUUUUAUACUUGUCCCAAACAUGGAGUUCAGUAGGAGCUUUUUAUGGCAUUAAAAAACUCCAUCAAUGCAAUGUAUCUACCAUAUUGUCCAACAAUGCAAUCAUUUCAAAUGAGG
Megalops cyprinoides (Indo-Pacific tarpon) is the source of this 1532-nucleotide messenger RNA. RefSeq names its product ecto-ADP-ribosyltransferase 5-like. The coding region runs from base 321 to 1169 and encodes 282 amino acids. The transcript is spliced from 6 exons. The record is from RefSeq and is a predicted model, not a curated record. Gene Ontology annotation, molecular function: NAD+ poly-ADP-ribosyltransferase activity; NAD+-protein-arginine ADP-ribosyltransferase activity. NCBI's taxonomy places the organism in Eukaryota, Metazoa, Chordata, Actinopteri, Elopiformes, Megalopidae.